Nicotiana tabacum (common tobacco) is the source of this 3191-nucleotide messenger RNA. RefSeq names its product protein IMPAIRED IN BABA-INDUCED STERILITY 1. Gene Ontology annotation, cellular component: cyclin-dependent protein kinase holoenzyme complex; nucleus. Gene Ontology annotation, molecular function: ATP binding; RNA polymerase II CTD heptapeptide repeat kinase activity. Gene Ontology annotation, biological process: protein phosphorylation; positive regulation of transcription elongation by RNA polymerase II. NCBI's taxonomy places the organism in Eukaryota, Viridiplantae, Streptophyta, Magnoliopsida, Solanales, Solanaceae. The record is from RefSeq and is a predicted model, not a curated record.
GAGAAUUUUAAAUUUCUCAUAAAAGUCAAUAAAGACUCGUUGCUAUCAAAGACUGCCAAUUCUUUAUUUUCUUUUUCCUCAUCAAUUCUUUUCCCACAAAAAAAGGGAAAUAAAAACAGCCUAUAAACUUAACAAAGCAGAACGUCAGUGUAAAAGGCCACCAAGUUCCUUUUCACCCCGUUGAUUACGCUGAUUCCGUUGCUGCUGCUGCUGCUGUGACUGCUAACCCCAUUAAAAACCUCAUUUUUCCCUCUUGUCUACCUUCCGUAAUUGCCGCAAUAAAAAGUUAAGAGAGAAAAGGAAGUGACUUUGAGCAGAGAGUUUCUUUUCUUGAUCAUAUAAAUAUAAUUCAGAAUUUGCGUUGCUACUUCAGAACUAAACUUGACCCACGUCAAGAUUUAGCCAAAUUUCAUCUGGGUUGGUCUUGGUUUGCAGUGAAAGCUGCUCUCAUGGUGUUUCUGGGUAACUGACACGUGUCCACCAUGGGUUGUGUGGCGUCCAAGCAAACAGUGUCGGUAACUCCUGCAUUUGAUCAUUCAGGGGUUCUCAGAGACAGUGAAGAUGUCGGGUCGGGUCGUGGCCGGGUCGGGAGCGGUGCUUUUGGACUGGACUUUGAUUUGAAGAAGGUGAAGAAGAGGGCUGACUCAGGACUGAGUGGAGGGAGCGAGUUGGGUGAGUCAGGGAGAGCGAGUUCGAAUGGUUGUGGUAGUGAGUCAGUGAGUUUUAGGCUUGGGAAUUUGCAGAAAUAUGUGGAAGGAGAACAAGUGGCUGCUGGUUGGCCUGCUUGGCUCAGUGCUGUUGCAGGGGAAGCUAUUCAAGGAUGGGUUCCUCUCAGAGCUGAGUCUUUUGAGAAAUUGGAAAAGAUAGGUCAGGGUACAUACAGCAGUGUAUUCAGAGCACGUGAUUUAGAAAGUGGAAGGACAGUUGCCCUGAAGAAGGUGCGAUUUGAUAACUUCGAGCCGGAAAGUGUUAGAUUUAUGGCACGAGAAAUUAUGAUUCUCCGCAGGCUUGACCACCCCAAUAUCAUUAAAUUAGAGGGUCUCAUUACCUCCAGAUUGUCUUGUAGCAUGUAUCUUGUGUUCGAGUACAUGGAACAUGAUAUUUCCGGACUCCUGUCUCGUCCAGAAGUUGAGUUCAGCGAAUCACAGGUUAAAUGCUACAUGAAGCAGUUGUUGUCUGGAAUCGAGCAUUGUCAUUCUCGAGGUGUAAUGCACCGGGAUAUCAAAGGUGCAAAUCUUCUGGUAAAUAAUGAUGGAAUUUUGAAGGUUGCAGAUUUUGGAUUGGCGAACUUCUGUAACCUUGGGCGGAAGCAACCACUAACCAGCCGAGUUGUCACUUUAUGGUAUCGUCCUCCAGAGCUUUUGUUGGGUUCCACAGAGUAUGGAGCUUCUGUGGAUCUUUGGAGUGUCGGAUGUGUGUUUGGUGAACUUCUUACUGGUAAACCUAUUCUUCAGGGGAGAACUGAGGUUGAACAGCUGCAUAAAAUUUUUAAGCUCUGUGGAUCUCCACCAGAUGAUUACUGGAAGAAAUCUAAACUUCCUCACGCAACUCUAUUUAAGCCACAGCAUCCUUAUGAGAGCUGUCUUUGGGACACCUUUAAAGAUCUAACCAAAAGUGCAGUCUCACUCAUAGAGACUCUUCUUUCAGUGGAGCCACAUAAACGUGGAACUGCCUCUUCUGCCCUUGUAUCUGAGUACUUCAAGACAAAGCCUCAUGCUUGUGAUCCUUCAAGCCUGCCAAAGUAUCCACCAAGCAAAGAGAUUGACGCCAAACAUUGCGAAGAAGCAAAAAGGAAGAAGCCUAGUGGAAGAGCCCGUGGACCCGAGACAACCAGAAAGUCAACUAGAAAACAUAAUGCAACCAAUAAACUGGCACCUGAAGAGAAGUUACCGGUCCAAAACCAAGGUGUUAAUAAAACUAACGGCAGUAGUCUGUGUGCUCAGAGAGAAGGAGAUGUUAUUAUAGGUCUCACGCGACCUAAACCAUCAGUUGAUUCAAUGGGCGAGGCUUCCCACAUCAAGAAUGCAUCUCAAGGCGAUGUCCCCUUUUCAGGUCCUCUUCAAGUUUCUGGAUCAAGUGGUUUUGCAUGGGCGAAAAGACGCUUUGAUGAUUCGUCAAUGAGAUCGAGGAGUAAAUCAAGUUCAAGAAGCCUAAAGUUUGAACCUUCAGGUGCACUUCAUAUUAAAAAUAGCCUGGAGCUAAAAAGACAAGACAGUGAAGCUACAAAAGGAAGUCGGACCAAUUCCAAGGGCCGUGACACCUAUGAAUUCACCAAGCAUGCAAUGCAACAACAUUGGAGCCAAUUAGAGCAAACAGACUCGUUUGAUGCUUCUGAUGGCUACCACUCACAAGAACUGUCUCUAGCUCUCUAUCUUAAAGAGGAAACAGCUUUCAAGAGGAUCAAUGUGAUUCAGGAUCAAGGGGACAAAGUUGAAUUCUCGGGACCCUUGCUAUCUCAAUCACACAGGGUUGACGAACUCCUAGAGAGACAUGAGCGCCAGAUCCGCCAAGCUGUUCGACGAUCAUGGUUCCAAAGAGUGAGGAAAAAUGGAAACUGAUUGCGUGGUGCUCCCAAUUCACACGGUAUACAAAAAAGAAAUCAGGUACAUGAAUUUUGACGGUGAGGAUUCAUAACAAACAACAAGGUCAUAUACUCUGAAGUAGCCGAAUCCAGGGAGCUGUUGAUCUCGAUCCCUAGCAGUGUGCUGGUGACUAACAACGCUAAAAACCAACUCUAUUCAAGAGCUGAAAGUGCUUCAAGAUAAUAAGGGCUGUUCAUUCUUCAUUCUUUCAAUUUGUUAAGGCCCUGAAAACAAUUUCCCCGAGUAUUUCUCGGCAAAUGUAUAGUUCUUAGCUGUCAAAAAUCACUCACUCAUGUUUACCCUUCAUCACAAGAGUAGUGAGUGUAUUUUGUACCUUGCUGAUACAUAUACUUGUUUCAAGGCGGCCGAGUUAAGAGUCCCGGCAUGUCAUGUUUAGAGAACACCAUUGUCAUUGUCCAAGAAAAUCCAAGUAGAACUAGGAAAAAGAUGCAUAUUUUCCCCCCAAAAUAGUAGAGAUAUAGAAUGUGAUUAUAUGAGAGCUGAUAAUAUUAGGUAUGUAAUGUUGAUAGGACCACAUGACCACAUUCUGCUGGAGGAUAAUGAUGUGUGUGAUAUGAUAUCAAAUCAUUGCUAUGUGAGUUUUGAUAA